Tachysurus vachellii is the source of this 1597-nucleotide messenger RNA. RefSeq lists its product as uncharacterized. Gene Ontology annotation, cellular component: cytoplasm. The coding region runs from base 352 to 1113 and encodes 253 amino acids. The transcript is spliced from 6 exons. NCBI's taxonomy places the organism in Eukaryota, Metazoa, Chordata, Actinopteri, Siluriformes, Bagridae. The record is from RefSeq and is a predicted model, not a curated record.
GAAAGGAGGCGGGAAGGAGAAACAAAGAAGAAUGCUGUGAUGUCACUCCACACCACCACUCAUACAAAGGCGUGAGGGAGAGAAACACUCUACACACUCACACAUUUCUACUGACUGUGAGACUCUCACUCUGGAUAAACAAACAAAUACAUGCUGAUCGUGUGUGCGAGGAAUGAGCAGAGCCGAAACAAUUGGAGCCAGGUGCAGGAGGACAAGGCUAAUUCUUUCCUGAGAAGAGGAAAAGGAAGAGGAAAUAACUGAACAAUCACAUUUGCAGGAGUGCUUCCUGUUUACCUGCAAAUACCCACUUUCCUGUUUCUCAACACUUUGUACACAUACACACACUUCAAUAUGCUGCAGCAAAUUCUCUCAAACAUGUACGUCGACCCGGACAUCCUGGAGGCACUGAACGAAGAGCAGAAGAAGACACUCUUCCUGAAGAUGAGAGAGGAGCAAGUGCGCCGUUGGAAGGAGCGAGAGGAGAAGGAAGAGAAGGAAGGCAGGAUGGAGAAGCCCAGGCCAAGGAAAGCCACUUUUAAGAAAGUGAGUUGGCUCCUGGGACGAGAUGGAGAUGUACACGUGUGUGUUAUAGGAGAGACAGAUGAGUCUAAAGUCCUCCUGUCUGAACUAAGGGAAAGGAAGGAGAACAACUUCAACAGCACCAACAGACCUCAGACUGCUGGACAUCUCAAAAGCACCCUGGACGUCAGAGGUAACCAAAACGAAAGCAAUAAACCCGGGAUAGAGCUGCUGCUCAGCAACGCAGAAGCGAUGAACCACUCCAACACUCUCCCAGACAUCAAGAACUACAACAACAGUCGCUGCACAGAGGAACUGAAGAACCUGAUAACACCAACGUCAUAUAGGACGGACGGAGAACCGUCUGUAGUGGCAAAACCGAACCAGUUCAGCUUUCAGAAACACUCUGUGGAGCGAGAAUCACAGGAAAGAGGAUUGGCAAACGAACAAGGGCUCGGUUCGCCGUUUGGAGGCCGUGUGGCUCAGCUCAGGAUGAACUUUAACAUGCCGAACAAUAGAAUCCCCUUACCAUGCACUAAACCACCUAUUCCUACCAAGCCAGCUCAUCUACUUACUGCUGCCUCUGUCAGAUAAACAGCACGAACUGAUGGAAAAGACCGAACAACACUUCAGAUAAACACUAACUAUGGGUUCCUGAUCAUUUAACGUUAGCAGAACUGUAAAUAAAAUGCCGACACGUAAAGCAGAGACUCCAGCACUACCAUACUUGAGGCUUUCUUCAGUCGGUUGCACGGAUAUAAAGCAGGCUGCGGUGUCAGAGCAGCAGAAAUAAAACAUGAUCUACUGUAUAUGAUAUCAAAACCCUUUCAAUCACUCCACUGCUGCAAGUCGAUACAGAGCCUGGACUUUAGCAAUACAUCCUCUUUUUUUAACAAGAUGUGAUAUCCUCUGUAGCUCCUCUAAGCCUUUUUUAUACACACACACACACCAUUUUUAUCCAGUGACAGAAGACCAAAGAUGUUUCUAGAUGUUUUCUACUUGUGUUAUUGAAUGUGCUUUGUAAAUAUAAUAAUGACGUAUCAAAACUGCAAAUAAAACUUGUUGGGUUUCAAAGUUA